GCUAAUACAGUGGGACAGAUGAAAUGUGCAGGAGAAACGUUUGUUUCUGCUUUUUUAAUACAAGACACUGCACCAGCACUUUAAAGAUCAUCUCUAGACUGGAGAUAUAUUUUCUCAUUGCUGUUAUUUUCUCCCUAAAUUUUGAACUCUAUUUAUGCACAUGUGCCCGCGCUGAAUAUGAGAUGGAGGAUGGAGAGUGUUGUCCCAUGUGUGCACCGGGAAAUCGUGUUUAUAGACACUGCACUGAGGAUACAAGCACUACAUGUGUUCCAUGUUUUGAUUCAACUUUCAUUGAUGCACCAAAUGGACUCAGAGAAUGCUUUCACUGUACAGUGUGUGAUCCUGGUCGGGGUUUAAGAGUAAAGACUGCCUGUACUCGAUCAUCAGAUACAGUCUGUGAGCCAUUAGAUGGAUAUUACUGUACUAAUGAACACAGUGGCAGCUGUAUACUAGCACAGAAACACACAAAGUGCAACCCUGGACAAUAUAUAAAGUACAGAGGAACAGCAUUUAAAGAUACUGAACGUGCUGAAUGUGCAGAUGGUACCUUCUCAAAUGGCUCUCUUCAUAUUUGUCAACCUCAUUCAAAAUGUGAAGAUCUGGGACUUACAGAAAUAAAGGCAGGAACACUUUCUACUGAUGCUGAGUGUGGAAAUAAAACUCCAGCUGGUCUCAUAGCUGGAAUCAUAGUACAAGUUGUUGUGAUAAUAGCAGUGGCAGUUAUCAUCAAAGACAACACCGAACACAAAGACACCUGUCGUGACAACAGGAAGGGACUUGGAAAGUGA
This is a messenger RNA of Colossoma macropomum (tambaqui), 788 nucleotides long. Its product is annotated as tumor necrosis factor receptor superfamily member 14-like. Gene Ontology annotation, biological process: positive regulation of peptidyl-tyrosine phosphorylation; positive regulation of cytokine production involved in immune response; negative regulation of alpha-beta T cell proliferation. NCBI's taxonomy places the organism in Eukaryota, Metazoa, Chordata, Actinopteri, Characiformes, Serrasalmidae. The transcript has 7 exons. Gene Ontology annotation, molecular function: protein binding; transmembrane signaling receptor activity. Bases 24 to 788 code for a protein of 254 amino acids. Gene Ontology annotation, cellular component: membrane; external side of plasma membrane. The record is from RefSeq and is a predicted model, not a curated record.